CCAGGAGACAGUGGGAAGGUGACGACAGUCGUGGCCACACCAGGUCAGGGACCGGACCGCCCACAGGAAGUCUCUUACACUGACAUCAAGGUGAUUGGCAAUGGGUCGUUUGGUGUGGUGUACCAAGCUCGCCUCAUCGACAGCCAAGAGAUGGUGGCCAUUAAGAAAGUCCUGCAGGAUAAGAGGUUCAAGAAUCGGGAACUUCAGAUCAUGAGGAAGCUGGACCACUGCAACAUUGUCAGACUACGUUUCUUCUUCUACUCCAGUGGAGAGAAGAAAGAUGAAGUGUAUCUCAACCUGGUGCUGGACUUUGUACCUGAGACGGUCUACAGGGUUGCCAGGCAUUUUAACAAGGCCAAGAGCAUCAUUCCUAUCAUAUAUGUGAAGGUGUACAUGUACCAGUUGUUCCGCAGUCUUGCUUACAUCCAUUCCCAAGGCGUGUGUCACAGAGACAUCAAGCCCCAAAAUUUGCUUGUAGACCCAGAAACUGCCAUCCUCAAGCUGUGUGACUUCGGCAGCGCCAAGCAGCUGAUCCGCGGUGAACCCAACGUCUCGUAUAUCUGCUCGCGGUAUUAUCGUGCACCUGAGCUCAUCUUUGGUGCCACGGACUACACUGCAAACAUCGACAUCUGGUCAGCAGGCUGCGUGCUGGCUGAGCUGCUGCUCGGACAGCCCAUAUUCCCCGGGGACAGCGGGGUGGACCAGCUCGUAGAGAUUAUCAAGUAUGAGGUUUCACAGUGA
Messenger RNA from Notothenia coriiceps (black rockcod), 741 nucleotides. RefSeq names its product glycogen synthase kinase-3 beta-like. The record is from RefSeq and is a predicted model, not a curated record. The annotation marks the transcript as partial. NCBI's taxonomy places the organism in Eukaryota, Metazoa, Chordata, Actinopteri, Perciformes, Nototheniidae. The transcript is spliced from 7 exons. Gene Ontology annotation, biological process: regulation of neuron projection development; peptidyl-threonine phosphorylation; cell differentiation. Gene Ontology annotation, cellular component: cytoplasm; cytosol; nucleus. Gene Ontology annotation, molecular function: ATP binding; protein serine/threonine kinase activity.